AUGACUAGUUGCAAAAAUGUACGUAAGAGCUACAGCGAGAAAAAGUCUCACGUGGAAAAAACAAAAACUGUGAAAAACGCUGUUACGGCCGAGCUCGGCACUAUCUGCUCAAAAAAAAGCGACUCGACGCCGCUGAGAUCGGAGAUCAAGCUCUGA
This is a messenger RNA of Emiliania huxleyi CCMP1516, 156 nucleotides long. RefSeq lists its product as hypothetical. Bases 1 to 156 code for a protein of 51 amino acids. The record is from RefSeq and is a predicted model, not a curated record. The transcript is spliced from 2 exons. NCBI's taxonomy places the organism in Eukaryota, Haptophyta, Isochrysidales, Noelaerhabdaceae.